Molecule: messenger RNA, 1407 nt
Organism: Plasmodium relictum
Lineage: Eukaryota; Apicomplexa; Aconoidasida; Haemosporida; Plasmodiidae
Product: RNA-binding protein, putative
Exons: 7
Coding region: 1-1407 (468 amino acids)
Biological process (GO): mRNA export from nucleus
Cellular component (GO): nucleus
Molecular function (GO): mRNA binding
Source: RefSeq, a predicted model, not a curated record
AUGGAAAUGCCUAAAGAAACUUCAGCCAAAUUAGAUAUGAGUUUAGAUGAAAUAGUAAAUAAAGAAGCAUUAAAUAAAGAACAGAACGGAGAUAAAAAUGAGAAGAAAGCAGUGAAUUUAAAAAAAAAUCGAAAAAAGGUCUCCUUAAAAAAAUCGAAAAAAAAAAUAUUAAACUCAUCAAAAAAUAAUCAAAAAAAUAAUAAUAAAAUUCUUCAAAAAAUUCCCAUAAAUAAUGCGAGCACUUCAAUAGUUUGCCCACCACCGCCUCCUCCUCCUCCUCCACCUCCUCCAUUGUCAAAAGAAAAUUCAGUGAACUGGAACUAUAGGAAAAAUCUUAAUCUUAACCCUAAUCCUGCUCAUCUUAUAGCAAAUAAUACUAGUCACAAUCUUAACAUAAGUCACAUUAGUUCUAAUCCUAGUCAUCUAAGUACUAAUCCAAUUGGUCAUAAUCCAAACAUAAAUAUAAAAACAACGAAUGUCAAUUUAAGUUGUAUAUCAAAUUGUAAUAUGCAUAUGAGUACAAAUGUUCAGUCAAACUUAUGUUAUAGUAACAAUUCCAAAAAAAAUUAUAAAAUAAAUAAUUUAGGGGACUCGGCAAAUUUUAUAACUAGUCCUACUUUAAGACCCGCACCGUAUCAGCAGAGUAAUAAUUCCAUUAAUAUAAAUGUUGAAAAAAAAAAUUCUUUUGUUACUAAUAACUUUGUGCAUCAAAAUAAUAAUGAGUAUUCCUAUAGCGAUAUUCAUCAACAACAAAAUAAUAAUAAAAAAUUAUCUUUUUCACCAAAUAUAAGACCAAAUUAUUCAAAUUUACCAGUUUAUAAUAAUUCAAAAUAUUAUUUAUUAAAACCAUCCUGUGAUAUAGCAUUAUCAAAACCUCCGCAAAAUCAUUUACGAUCAAAUGAAUAUAACGAAAAUAAAAUAAUUUUUGCAAACUAUCAAAAUAAUAUUAAUGAAAAUAAUAUACCUAAAUGUUUUCAACCGAGAAAUUUUGUUAAUGAAUCAAACAUAAAUAUUUGGGGAAACAAUAUGAAUGUACCUCUCCCAAAUAAUCUGCACGAUAGCAACAUGGUUAAUAUGAAAUAUCCCAUAUUUGAACAAAAUAUUGACAAAAUAAAAUAUAAUAAGUAUAAAGAGAAAAUUACUAGAAUGAAUAAUUCAACAUAUGCAAAGAAACCACAUAAUAUAAUAGUUACAAAUAUACCUAAAAAUUUAACUUCAAGAGAAAUUUUAGAAACAUUCAGAUGCAUGGGAAACGUUUUACGAGCUGAUAUUAUGUUGACAAGCAAAGGUGAGCAUUCAGGUUGUGCUUGCAUAACUUUUGCUGAUCUAGAAUCAGCUGCAUUAGCAGCUAGUCGAUAUGAUGGUGGAACUUUAAACAAGCAGAAAAUAAAAGUAUUUGUAGAAUAA